AUUAUGUAAGUGAUCUAUGGAAUUCAGACGAGGAAGUACAUCCCAAGAUGGAACACUGGAAGAUUCUAUUGCCCAAAAUCACUGCUGUACUUCAACAUGCAGAAGAAAAUCCUGUUGCCAACCAAUUCGUGAAGUUACAUCUUGAUGAUCUCAAGGACUUGGCUUAUGAUAUGGAGGACAUACUUGAAGAGUUUGUGAUUGAUGCCAAGAGGUCCAAAUUGAGUGCAGAAUCUGAAGCCAAACCCAACAAGCUUCAAAAAAUCAUCUCCAGUGUCUUUUUUGGAUCUAGAGCUAAGCCUAAUCCAAAGCUUGAUUCCAUGGUGAAUGAUCUAAGUGUUAGAUUGCAGAAAAUUCAUGAUGGGAUGCGUAGUUUGGACCUAGCCAAUUUGAAUUUGAAACUUGAAGAUGAGUCUCACAAAGUAGCUGCAAAAAGACUACCUGAGUCUUCUCUUCUUGAAGAUAUUGUGUUGGGUCGAGAUAGUGAUAAAGAAGAUAUUCUUCAAAGGUUGCUAGAAGAUGGAGGCAAUCUCAAACAGGACUUUGUUAUUCCCAUCGUUGGAAUGGGUGGACUGGGGAAAACAACUCUUGCUCGGCUCAUCUACAACGACAAAAGAUUGGAAGGCAAGUUUGACUUCAAGGCAUGGGUUUGUGUUUCUGAUGAGUUUGAUGUUGCUCAAAUAACAAGAACCAUUUUAGAACAUGUAACUCGGACACGUUAUGACAUUUGGAACAAGGAAUAUGGCCAGUGGGAUGUCUUGAAGAGACCUUUUAUGUCAGGAGCUCCUGGAAGCAAAAUAAUUGUCACAACUCGAAACAACGAUGUUGGGACGAUGAUGAGAGGAGAUGAUGGAGUUUACAAUUUGGAAUUGCUACAAGAUGAUGCUUGUUUGCCAUUAUUUACACAACAUGCACUGGGGAAAGAGAACUUUGAUGCUCAUCCUAACCUACAAGAUGUUGGUGAAAAGCUUGUUAAGAGGUGCAAAAGAUUGCCAUUGGCACUAAAAACACUAGGUGGCGUCUUGCGAGGGAAGCUACAUCCUGACUAUGAAUUUGACAAAAAGGAGUUGGUUUUGUUAUGGAUGGCUGAGGGUUUGUUACCGCAACAGUCACAUGGAAAGAAGCAAAUGCCAAAGGAGAUUGGUGAUCAAUAUUUCCAAGAUUUGUUAUCAAGAUCACUCUUUCAACAAUCAAGUGGAGAUGAAUCACAGUUCGUGAUGCAUGACCUCAUAAAUGAUUUAGCUAUAGAUGUUGCUGGAGAAAUAUAUUGCAAUCUUGGAGAUAGCAUGGGUGAUGAAAAAUUAGAGAAGGCUCGUCAUGUGUCAUUCAUUCCACACUAUCAUGAAAUCUCCGAAAGAUUCAUGGUCUUGAAAAAAUUGAAGCAUUUGAGAACAUUCUUGCCACUACAAGGGUUCCAUCACUACCCACCCUUCUUGUCUAACAUAGUUGUGCAUCAUUUCCUACCAACUUUAAAUCACUUAAGAGUGCUAUCUCUUUGCAAUUAUCGGAUAAGCAAGCUACCUGCGGAUUUUUUUGGAAAUUUAAAGCAUAUUCGGUACAUUAAUUUCUCUGGCACACAUAUCAAAUGUAUACCUGAAUCAGUGGGUUCUCUUCUCUUCUUACAGACAUUGCUAUUACAUGGUUGUCAUAAGCUUACUGAGUUGCCUGCAACGAUUGGGAAUUUAAUUGAUCUUCAUAAUCUUGAUAUCACCGAUACAGAAUCUUUAAAAGCGAUGCCAUCAGAAAUAUGUAAUCUUAAAAAUCUUGUGACAUUGUCUAAAGUGAUUGUGGGGGAGGCAAGUGGAUUGAUGAGAUUAUCUGAUUUGAAGAACUUUUUGCAACUUCAAGGAACAUUGUCUCUUCUAGAUUUACAGAAUGUUUUGGAUGUUCAAGAUGCUAAGAAGGCCAACCUAGACAAGAUCCAUGGUCUGGAAGAGUUAGUCUUGGAGUGGACUACUUCUGAUAAUGAUGGAGAUGAAUUAGUCCUCGAAAUGCAGGUCCUCAGUUGGUUAAAACCUCAUUCAAAUUUGAAAAGUCUCAAAAUUUCUUGCUAUGGUGGCUAUAGUUUCCCAAAUUGGGUGUGUGAUCCAUCUUUAUUUUCCAAUUUAUCAUACAUGGAGUUUACGAAUUGUGAGAGAUGCACUUUGUUACCAUCACUUGGCCAAUUAUUUGCUCUCAAAAAAUUGAUUAUUACAGGCAUGAAGGCAAUAAAAGCUGUGGGUCUUGAGUUUUAUGGGCAACAUGAACCUUUUCGAUCAUUGGAAGAACUGGUGUUUCAAGACAUGACAAAUUGGAAGGAAUGGACUUCUCCAGCCGAAAGUGCAAGUACAGGUGAAUUCCCUUGUCUCCUUAAGCUUGUGAUUGAAGAUUGUCCUGAGUUGGUAGGACAAUUACCCGGCAACCUUUCUUCACUUAAAGAGUUGCAUGUUAGAAGGUGCAAUGAGAUGCUUUUGAACAGUAUGGGUGAUCUCACCUCACUUGUUAAUUUGAGAAUUGAGAAAAUUUCAAAACUAACUUGCUUGCCUAAGAGUUUUACACAGUCCUUGAUAGCACUUGAGACUCUAAAUAUUACAUGUUGCCAUGAUCUUACUAGUUUGUGGGAGGAAAGGGCAGAAAUAGAACAAAGCCUCUUGCCUUUCAAUCUUAAACAUCUUAGCCUUAUGCAAUGUACUCAUUUGGAGUCAUUACCUAAUGCAAUGAUGGUGCAAAUGGAUGGAAGCAGUAGCAGCGACACUAGUAUGUUGACGUUGAGACUUGAAAAGCUGGAAAUUUCUGGUUGUCAUUCUCUCAACUCUUUCCCAAGAGGCAAGUUACCUAGCACGCUUACAUACUUGAAAAUAGAAGACUGUGAUUGUCUUGAGUCUCUACCGGAGGCAGAUGGUGACAAUGAUAGCAAGCUCUAUUUGGAAAUAAAGAAUCUUCCAUGUCUGUAUUCUUCUGAGGGUUGUCAUCAGCUACCAGUUUGUCUCAAGAAAUUUACAACUGAUAAGGGUGGGGAGCUGUUGGAAUCAUUUCUAGAGAGGAUGCUACAACAUUGUAUGGGACUCCAAUGCAUUGAAAUUACAAAUUGUAAAACAUUGAAAAGUUUACCCAUCCUUGAUUGUGUCAGCAGUCUCGUCAAAUUAUGGAUUGAGCAAUGUGAAGUCUUCGAGUCCCUCCCGAAUAUGAUGAACCAGCUGAAAUCUCUUCAAACCCUAUCGUUGGUAGACUGCCCCGGCAUUGAGUUCAUUCCAGAUGGGAGUUUGCCCCCAAACUUAAUAAAUCUUUACUUAAUAAGGUGUAAGAAUCUCAAGCGUGUGCCGAAUACAAUGUACCAGCUCACAUCGCUUCAGAGUCUAUCAAUGCCAAGUGAGGCUUUGACGAUGGGAUUUGGACGAGACCUCCAAAACCUUACAUCUCUUCAAUAUUUGAUAAUUGAGCAGAAACUCCCUCUAAAUAUUGUGCUACCUUCUUCUUUAACCACUCUUGGGAUCUAUUGUCAAGAAAAUUUGGAAUCCAUACCUAAAGGGCUCUUCCAAAACCUAAACUCCCUUAAUUGUUUGGAAAUAACUGACUGCCCGAAGCUACAAUUUUUGCCAAGGGAAGGCUUCCCUCCCUCGCUUGGACUAAUAUCCAUGUUCAGUUGUCCGCUUCUAGAACGACAGCGCUUUAAGGAAACAGGAGACUACUGUACUCUCACGCGCACCAUCCCCUGCAUUUGGAUAGAUGAUGAUCAGGUAAUAAGACCUAGUGUGAACUGAGCCUAGCAUCACCAUUUUAUACUUUUCAUAUGAGAAUUUAGAAAAAUUAUAAUAGAUAACACUUUUCUUU
Messenger RNA from Rubroshorea leprosula, 3807 nucleotides. The record is from the annotation of a GenBank genome assembly. Lineage: Eukaryota; Viridiplantae; Streptophyta; Magnoliopsida; Malvales; Dipterocarpaceae.